Molecule: messenger RNA, 4530 nt
Organism: Onychostoma macrolepis
Lineage: Eukaryota; Metazoa; Chordata; Actinopteri; Cypriniformes; Cyprinidae
Product: B-cell receptor CD22
Exons: 12
Coding region: 2565-4514 (649 amino acids)
Source: RefSeq, a predicted model, not a curated record
ACGGAAGACAGGCGUGCUAUUGACAGAGAAAACGUGGAUCAUGUCAGUCCAUCGCUGAGCGAAACUUCAAUUCCUCGUGUUGUCACAUGUAGCAGGUCCAUUAGUUUCAGAUGCAGACAUAGAACAAGUAGAUAGAAUGGAAUUGAGCUUUAAUCGUAAAGGGAGGGGACUAAUGACUGAGCAUUUGUUUUCUUUAUUGGUCGGGUAAAAGUUAUUUAUAAAGUUUCCAUUGUGCAUUUUCAAUUCAGUACUUUUGUAACUUCUCAGUGUCAUUGUUAUUAUAUUUAAUAACAGCGCUAGUAAACCAGCGCAAAUGAGAUGUUGUCACGAGGUAAGUGUUAAUUUUCUCAGCGCCAUUCAGGAAGAACCAAUCACAGUCAAUUGUGUUGACUUAAUAAGGUAUUUUGAAAAAUCAUUUUUUUAGCGAUUGCUGGGGCAGAUUUCUAUUUGAAUUCCAGAUGACAAUCCUUGGAAUUUAUGUGUUUAAAAUAUGCAUAUGUUUUACUGUGCAAUUGUCUCUAACGAAGCUCUAAAAUAUCCUGAGUUUUGAAUGGCGCUCAAUGGAGUAUUCGGCAUCCUGAGCGCCAGUGCGCCUCCUGAAGGAAAACUUAACUUUUUAUUUACUGCCAUACAGAUAAAUGAAGCACACGUGAAAUAACCGCAUCUAAACACCGGAAACGAUUUCGUUUAUGAAUAUUAAUAAGGGUACUUAACUUUAGGUUACAAAGAAGAGCCCAUCUCACCAUCUUUCCUACGUCUGUUUGGCCCCUUUCAAUCCGUUAAUGUCACUGCUUUUAACGAAUCACGUUGCUUUUGGCCUGUAUUUUUCUGCUAUUGUAGUUUAAGACUAAGAAAAACAUAUAUGCCUAAAUUUGAAUAUCCAGUUGAUGUAAGCAGACAAAAAAAUAUAUCAGUGUCCUAAUGACAGAUUUAAAGUCACACUCAUUUUUGAGCUGCUAGUGAUUUGUUUACUAUUUUAUUAUUUAUUGUUAACCUAUUAAUGCAAAAUGUUGUCAGCAACCAGAUAGUUUUGCAAUUCAGGUUACACUAAUCAAGUAAGAUGUCUAACAGUUUUUGCUUUUCAUAUUAAUAACUUCUAUUGGUUUGAUGUAAAACUAAAAGAACUCUUAAAGAAAUUUUUUGAUUUAAUUUUCUGCUGCAUUUCCAAUUUCUUACCUCAAGAGGUCGCUUGUGUUUUAAAAACAUAAUCUUAUAUCUUCAUACCUCCCUGAGGCUGUAAUCGUAGUUACAUUGAUGAAUCCACAACCAUGAGCACAAAUACAGUUACACUAUAGUUCUUGUAGCAAAAUUAAUUUUCCUUUAGGAGGUUUUACUUGUGGUUACUAUGGGUUUUCAACAAACACCAGUUAAACCUUUCUUCCUGUAGUAAAACCAUGGUUAAUUUCCAUGAAACAUACUCAAUUUUACAACAAAUAACACAGUUAAACUCUUGUUCCAGUAGUAAACCCACAGUUAAUCUCUAUAAAAUAAAGUUUUACUCGUGGUUACUGUGAUUUUACAACAAAUACUACAGUUAACUCGUGUUCCUGUAGUAACACCACAGUAGAUUUAGGCUACUUGUGGUUACUGCUUUUACAACAAAAACUACAUUUCAACUCUUGUCCCUGAAGUAAAACCAUAAUUUAUUUAAAUAAAAGAUAGUUUUACUUGUGGCUACUAAGAGUUUUCAACAAAUCCUUCAAUUUAAAUUGGUAAAAUAUUAUAGUAAAAUAUUAGUAGGCUAGAUAUCAAUAAAAUUCGGUUUUACUUGUGGUUAAUAUGCUUUCACAAUAAACACCACAGGUAAAAUAUUGUUCUAGUAAAAGGUAGCUUCACUUGUUGUUUCAAUGAUUUUACAUGAAAUACCCCUUGUUCCUGUAGUAAAACCAAUUUUAGUGAAGGAUUGUGGUUACUGUUUUAGUGUGAAUACAUUAGUUACACAACGAGUGCUGCGGUAAACCCAUGGUUAACUUUCAUAAAAAGCUGUGGUUACUUUUGGUUUUUAAUAUUUUUGAAUUCUCUUGACACCUCCAAAACAGAUUCUUUGAAGUUAUGCUAAUAAUUUAUCAUUUAAGCCUAAAAACGUCCUAUGUUCCCUACAUCAUAAAACUGUAAACAACUGUCUGAAAAAUGGCAGGGCAAAGAAAACAUUGUGAGCCUUUAACGUAAGGAAAGAUUGACUUUGCGUAAACUGUAUAUCCUUUUUGAUUAAGGAAGGCGGCAAAGUGACAUGCUUCGUGCUUCCCCAGUUACCCUUAACAUGUUUUUUGUGUGUGUGAACAUAUGUGGAUGUCAGCAACUUGUGGUUAUUGCCUCGUGCACCUUGCUGAAGGUGGCGUAGAGUUUCACUGGAGACAGAGACAGAGUUUAGAGGCUCAGAGAGACGGGAGGUGAGACAGUGGGAUGGCCAGCCUAUCACCACCCUUCAACUUCUGCUUUCUCUGGCUCAGCGUCCUACACCGUGCGUCUGGUGCCAUUCGGCUCCCUCUUCAACACAUGUGCGUGUCCAUGUGUCCACAGACGGCUGGCAGCGCUUGCUGAGGAACAUCAGAACCAGGGCUGAGAUGUGGGUGCGUGUAAUUGUGACCUCUGUGCUUCUUCUGUCAGGAGUUGGGGCAAGUAAAUGGCUGGUGUAUUUCUCCAGGACGGACAUCUGCGUUUGGGCCGGGACCACGGUAACGCUGCCGUGCCGCUAUGAUUACCCCUCGCCCUACAGCUCUACACGGGUCAUGUGGUUUCACAUCUCUGCAGAGGGCCGACGGGAGGUUGCCUACCAUACUGAUGGGAAUCUAUUGAGUCCCUCAUACAGGGACAGGAUCAAAUACAUGGGGGGCCACAAAAGAUGCAGUUUGCAGAUCACGAACGCGAAGCUGAGUGAUGCGGGAACGUACCAUUUCAGAUUCGAGACCGACAACCAGCAGGGCAGAUGGACCUCUCCUGAUGCCAUCACACUGUCCGUCACAGAGCUUCAGGUUCAUGCACAUCCACCGAGAAUAGGAAACAUGUUUGCUGCUGGCGAGACGGUCUUCCUGAGCUGUGUGGCACGAGGCUGUGCCGCCCCUGGCAGGAACUUUGCCCUUUAUCGGAAUGGGAUCAACUUGGGUCAGUCCAACAAGCUGUCAGCCAUCUAUAACUUUGACAGUCAGCAUGCAGGUACCUACACCUGCCGUCCAAUACCCCCUCAAAACGUUCAGUCACCAGGAGUCACCCUGGCUCUUGGAUAUGCUCCUCGCUACACCACGGUACAGAUCACCCCUCGAGAGGCAGUCAGGGAGGGCGAUUCGGUGACUUUGACCUGCAGUAGUGAUGGAGCUCCGCCAGCAGAAAGUUUUGCCUGGUUUAAAGAAGGAGAGAGUGGCAGUGUGCCAGACAGCUUUAAACCUGAGCUGAGAUUGUGGAGUUUGGACUACAGGGACCAUGGAGAGUACUUCUGUGUGGCCCGCAACCCACUCGGCACAGACCGGUCCAGACCGCUUUUACUUAAUGUUACCUAUUCCCCAAAGAACACAAGAAUCUUUAUCAGUCCUAAAGGAGACAUCAAGGAAGGGUUUGCUGUCAAUCUGACCUGCAGCAGCAACGCCAACCCUCCCGUGCAGAAAUACGCCUGGUACAAAGUGAACGGCGGUCAGCCCUGGACCAAAGGCACUGCGCAAAAUCUCACCUUUCCUAGUGUGCGUUCCCAUCAUGCCGGACAGUACUACUGCACUGCGUGGAAUGUGUUCGGCAUGGGGACAUCGCCCACUAUUUCUCUUAUAGUACUUUAUGCCCCCAAAAACACCUCUGUGCUGGCUCGGCCUUCCACUGUGAUCGAAGCGGGCAGCUCGUUGACGCUGACCUGCAUCAGUCAGGCCAAUCCGGUGGUGGAGAACUACACCUGGCACCGGAUCAAUGCGGCUGACGCCUGGGAAACUCGAUCGGGUCCCAGCUACACCAUUGCUGAGGUCAGCCCUGGAGCCAGCGGCCAGUACUACUGCGAGGCCCGCAACCGCAUUGGAGCGCACAGCUCCCCGGUUCUGACGGUGAAAGUUCGAGGCCGACUGAAGGUGAUCGCAUUGGCGUCUGCAGUGGGCGUUUCUGUCGGAUUAAUAUCUCUGACCGUGGUCGUCAUGAUCAGUAAAAACAUGCAUCGCGUGGACACUGAAAAUUUUGAGGAAGAAAAACAGUGUUCACCAGUAGUUGACUUGCCAGUGGACAAUACUCUGUUUAGUGAAUCAACUUCAGAGACGUUUCUCCUCAAGAGCACAAAAAUGUCAGACAUUCCGGAGGAGCCGGAGGAGAUUUAUGAAACUAGCCACCCUUCCAUCGUGCCCCUGAAAGAAGCCGCUCGGAGAGCUGAGGAACAGGGAAAAAUCAACUACAUUACGGUGCAUUAUUCUCGCAUGCCCAGUCGGGACCAGGCGAAGGUCACAAACAUACCUCUAGAUGGAGACAAGAAGCUCAAAGAUGGUCCUAAUGCUGUUUAUACUGUUCUCGCCAAGCAAACCAGAGAGGAGAUGGAAGAAUCUAGAGUCUAAAGCGGUCAACUGAUGG